Molecule: messenger RNA, 2718 nt
Organism: Plasmodium fragile
Lineage: Eukaryota; Apicomplexa; Aconoidasida; Haemosporida; Plasmodiidae
Exons: 1
Coding region: 1-2718 (905 amino acids)
Source: RefSeq, a predicted model, not a curated record
AUGAGACUUAUCACUUUAGGAUUCAUCUUCCUGUCGACCUCCCUGCACUACUCCUACGUGUUUGGCGCAAACAUCAACCGCAAUUUGAACAUCAAGCCCACCAGUCAUAAGUCAAGCAACAAUGAUAAGGCAAACGCAGCGGACAACGGAAGCAGCAAAGGCGGUUCACACCAUGCAACGAAUGGGGCGCCCGGUACACCAAAUGGAAAUGCGAAUGGCAAGAAGGGUGCCACGGGUACGUCUGGUGCCGCGGGACACACACCCGCAGGUACACCUGGAGGACCAGUGACCCCAGGAAUGAACCCUAGUUUAGAAGAAAUGAUGAAACCAUUGAACGAUAUGUUUGGCGGAAAUGGAGAAGCAUUAAACGUAGACAAUAUUAUGAACAGUGAAAUGUUUCAUGACUUUUAUAAUUCCCUCAUGGGAGGUAAUCCAAGUGAUGGUGCUAACAAUGGACAAGACAAUUUAUUUAAAGAUAUGAUCAGUGCAAUUAAUUCACAGAUAGCAGCACUUACGAACGGACAAAAUGGUGCCAACGGAACAAACAACCCUGUGUCCCCAGAACAGUUGAACAAAAUAAAUGAACUCAAAGACAAAUUAGAAAAUGUGUUAAAGAAAUCAGGUAUAGAUGUAGAGCAGCUGAAGAAAACUAUGGAAAAUGAAAAUCUUAUGCAGAAUAAAGAUGCUGUUAAGGAUUUGAUGGCAAACCUACCCAUGAACCCAGCGAUGAUGCAGAACAUGAUGGGAGGAAAGGAUGGAAAUAUGUUGAACAUGGAUCCUAGCCAAAUGACUGAUAUGUUUAACCAGCUGAGUGGAGGGAAAAUGAAUAUGAAGGAUCUUGGAUUAGGUGGUCUCAUGACCCCACCAGGUGUAAAUGACCAAGAUGCUCAAGGUAACACUAAGGGAGGAACGGCUUACGUAACGAACUCGAGUAGUAGCGACAAGAAUUUUGCUGACAAAUUAAAUGCAUUUGACCAUGGUGAUGGUGAGGAUGAAGGAAUGUUUCGACUGUAUGGUCUGAAUGAUGAACAUGGAGUUACAGAUGAUGGUGCUAAUGACUCCGCUAAGAAAGAUAAUGCAGUGGAUGUGAGCGGAACAGACGUUAGCAGUAAUGUGUCUGAUGCAGAAUCUACAAAAGAUGAUUCAGAAGAGUCAAAUGAAUCGAAUACAGAGUCCAUCCCUGCUCCGCCAAGUGAUAGUAGUAGUGAAGACAGCGCAAACACGAAUGAGGUAGAAUUCAAUAAGGAAGAAUUAAUUACAUCCUCUGGAGGUAGUAAAGGGGAAUCAAACAACAAGGCAACCACCAAGGGGCAGAAUAAUAAUAAUACCUUUUUGGACAUGAACAAUUUGAAGAAUGGUAUGAGUGGCUCCACGUAUGGACAGGACAAUGGAGGAGACAAAACAAAUGGAGGAAAUAAAAAGCCAGUGACGAAUAAACCUAAGCGAGGAAAGAAAAAAAAAAUGACAAAGAAGAGAAACCCAGGACAAAUUCCAGUCAACAUGGACACCUUGCAAAAGCUACUAAAGGAAUAUUCUAACACUCCAAACCAGAAAGUUAUGGAAGAAAUUAUAAAAAAAUACGUCUCCAUGAAUAAUGAAAAUAAUACAGACGAUGGCAAUGAUGAUGAUGCGGGGGAUGAUGAUACAGAGGAUGAACAAAAUGGAAAGGGAUCAAGUUCUGAUGAGGACGCAGAAUUGAGCAUGAACGAAUUCAGCGUUAAAGAUAUUAAAAAGCUCAUCUCGGAAGGUAUUUUAACAUAUGAAGAUUUGACCGAGGAAGAAUUACAAAAGUUAGCUAAACCAGAUGAUAUGUUUUACGAAUUGUCUCCUUAUGCAAAUGAAGAGAAGGAUCUUUCAUUAAAUGAAACUUCUGGUGUAUCCAACGAACAACUUAAUGCAUUUUUAAGAAAAAAUGGAUCCUACCAUAUGAGUUACGACUCCAAAGCGAUCGAUUACUUGAAGCAGAAAAAGGCAGAAAAGAAAGAGGAGGAACAAGAGGAUGAUAGUUUCUAUGAUGCAUACAAACAAAUUAAAAACUCCUAUGAAGGUAUUCCUUCCAACUAUUACCAUGAUGCACCUCAACUGGUUGGAGAAAAUUAUGUGUUCACAUCUGUGUAUGACAAGAAGAAAGAGUUAAUAGAUUUCCUCAAACGCAGCCAUGGCAUCACCGACGACAAUGACAGCUCCAAUGGAAGUGCAAGGGGGAAAGGAAACUCAAUACACGGGGCCACAUACAAAUCCAAGUACUACGAUAAGUACAUGAAAAAAUUAAGUGAGUACAGAAGAAGGGAAGCAUUUAAAAUAUUAAAGAAAAGAAGAGCACAGGAAAAGAAAUUACAGAAAAAACAAGAAACGCAAAAUAAUAAUAAUAACGAAGUGGACUAUUCAGAAUAUUUUAAAAAAAGUGGCUUCAUGAACAGCAGCAAUGGAACAGUUAAAACGUUUUCCAAGGACCAACUCGACAACAUGGUCAAACAAUUUAAUGGCGAUGGAGGUGACGUCCUGAGUAGCAGCGGUUCUGGUGCAGGCAUGGGUGGUGAUUAUUCCGGUAUGAACGGAGGAGGACAAUUCUCUUCCUCCAGCGGAAAUAGUAACCCCGCGGGAUAUGUCACCUUCGAUGGACAGAACGUUGUCGGAUCCAAUGAAAAUGAGGACGGAGAGCCCAACGAGGACAUCCUGAACGAGGAGGAGGAAGACAACCCCGAGGACGAUGACUGA